UCGUCAAGUGACGUAUUAUUCGUUUGACUUGACUGGAUUUAAUGACAGUAAAUAAUUGUGUCGAAGCCACAUAAAAACAUAGAAAGUUGUAAAUUUCAGUGAAACCGUAUGCGUUCUGUUCGUGUGCGGUGAACCUGGUUAUUUAAAUACUGAACAAAGCGUGUAAUCUACGUAACGUCAAUCUCAUCUCCGAGGGAAGGAAAGAAAGAAGUUACUGUAAUGGCUGCCAUGUCAUGGAAAUGAAGGUGCCCAGUCAAAUUUACGCCAAAAUCGUCACUAUGGAGCCUAGAAUUAGGAUGGACUAUAAAUCCGGUGGUACUUCGAUGGGGCAUGACGAACAGUUAGGUAAUAUGGCAGUAGGGGCGAACACAUCUUACAAGCCCCAAAACAGCGACGGCGGCAAUGGUGACCAGAGACCGCAAUAUUCAAUACCAGGCAUCCUGCAUUUCAUUCAACACGAAUGGGCUCGCUUUGAGCUCGAAAGAUCCCAGUGGGAAGUUGACAGAGCCGAAUUUCAGGCCCGAAUAGCCUUCCUGCAAGGUGAAAGGAAGGGACAGGAAAAUUUGAAAAACGAUUUAGUGCGGCGGAUAAAGAUGUUGGAAUACGUACUAAAGCAAGAACGGGCAAAGUAUCACAAAUUGAAAUAUGGUACCGACCUGGUGGUACAAGGUGAUAUUAAGCCACCAAUUUACGAUGAAGGAAGCACUUGUGGUGGAUCUGAUGGUGGCGGAGGUGAUGGCGAGGCUCCAUUUACCUCGGUUAGCAAUAUAAGCUGGAGGCAGGGUCGUCAGCUUUUAAGACAGUACUUGCAAGAAAUUGGUUACACAGACACUAUUAUAGAUGUCCGGUCAAAUAGAGUUCGAUCGCUUCUUGGUUUGAAUAAUAAUACGGAUUCAGAUGAUCUCAAUACACCUGCACUAAAUGGAAACGAGUCAUCAAACAAGAGAGCUAGCGAGAAUCAGGGACGACGAGCCCCUGUUAAAAAAAUAGAGGCUCAUCCGACUCCUCUAGCCGAAGCUAUGAUACUUGAAACAGAAGCUGCUGUAAUGGCUAAUUUCGAAUUUUUGGCUCAUACUGACAUUGAUAUGGAAGAAGAAGAAGGAGAUGGUGAAGAAGAAAUUUAUGAAGCAAAUUCAGACACCAAACCGAACAAAACAUCAAUGAUGAUAGGAGAAGAUGUGGAUGCUGAAGCAGAAGAGGUUCUGAACGAAUUAAAUCAGCUAACAGAGUCAGAAGAAUCACAAGGCGACACUACUGAUUGGAAUUCAACAGGCAUGGGAUUCCAACAAGAUGCGAGACGUGCUCUCUGCCCAGAUGAAGAGGGUCUCGACUCAUCUUUGGGUUUAGGUGAACUAGCUCAAUUGACAGUGAAUAAUGAUGCUGAAGUUGCAUACGAUAUGGCUGCAACUACUGAAGAAGCGUUCCGACGGACAUGGAGGGCGAAGUAUACUCUACGUUCCCACUUUGAUGGUGUACGAGCUCUGGUCUUCCACCCCACAGAUCCUGUACUUAUCACUGCCAGUGACGAUCAUACGCUUAAAUUAUGGAAUGUCUAUAAAACUGUUCCAGCAAAAAAAUCAGCAUCACUGGAUGUGGAACCGCUGUAUACCUUCAGAUCGCACACAGGCCCGGUACUAUGUCUUGCUAUGAGCAGUUCUGGCGAGCAUUGCUACAGUGGAGGUUUAGACGGCAUGAUACAUUGCUGGACGCUUCCUUCAGCUAAUAUAGAUCCCUACGACUCGUACGAUCCAAGCGUUCUUAGUGGAACUUUAACUGGACACACCGACGCAGUUUGGGGAUUGAGCAUGUAUCAUCCAAGAUCUCAAUUGUUGUCAGUCAGUGCUGAUGGAUCUGUUAAACUUUGGAGUCCACAGAGCAAAGUUCCUCUAUUAAAUACGUACACUUCAGAACAAGAUGGAAUCCCUACAUCGGUUGAUUUUAUAAGAGAUGAACCAAAUAAAUUAGUAGUGGCUUACGAGAGAGUAUGUGCAGUAUUCGACACAGAGACGGCAGCUAUUGUAGCACGGCUUGAAGUGAAUGGCGUUAAAGGAGUAAACCGUGUCGUUGCUCAUCCAACUCUACCACUUGUCGUUGCAGCCCACGAAGAUAGGCAUCUACGAUUCUACGACCAUCGCUCAGCUACUCUAGCUUAUGCAAUGGUUGCUCAUUUGGGCGCUGUUACAAGCCUUGCCGUUGACCCCAAUGGCCUGUAUCUACUUUCAGGAAGUCACGACUGCAGUAUACGGUUAUGGAAUAUGGAUAAUAAAACAUGUGUUCAAGACAUAACGGCGCAUCGUAAAAAAUUCGAUGAAAGCAUCUUAGACGUAGCAUUUCAUCCUUCACGACAAUUUAUCGCUAGUGCUGGAGCCGAUGCUUUGGCGAAGGUGUAUGUCUGAAUUAGAACGCACUUUUAUCUUUAUAGCAGAACGGUUUUGUACUCAUGUUCUUUUUGAAUAGUUUUACCUGUAUGUACCACUUCCAAUUUUCUUUUAGUUUUAUCGAUCUACCUAAUGAGAACAGUAUAGAUGUAUCAAAUUGCAUAUUCCGAUACUCAUAUUAUAGGAAAUUAUUAUCCACAAUGUUUUAUUCAAAUAAUUUAAAAUGUAAACGCUAUUUGUUGAUAAUCGUCUUGACCCUUCACGGACAAAGGACACUUGAAUAGUAUCGUACUCCUGCCAUUGGAGCAUCACUUUGGCGACUCGAUUGAGCUAUCCCUGUAAUCACAUGAAGAUAUUUGCCAAUUCAGCUCCGCUGCUGUGAGCUGUGGUGUCAAGGUGAUAAAAAACCAUAAUUAUUAUGCAAUAUGUGAAGAAGAACAUUGUGCUGUAUCUAAACUUCACGCUCUUGAAACUUGGUUUAAAAAUAUUGAUUCGGAUUUUCAUCGAGUAAGUUGAAAGGAACAGUAUGCCACUACAUUUCUUGAGGAAUUGACUGUUCGUUACAUCUGUGUAUCGAACUUCAUAUCCAAUGACAGUACCCUAAAGUGGUAAAAACACACAAGAUCUUUAACCAGUGUGGUAUUCCAUGCAACGCAGCAGCACGUGAUAGUGUCCUGGGUCCAUGUUUAUCGGAUGUUAACAUGUCGCACUGGUUUGAAGGGUUGAGCGAAUCCACAACGGAUGGGAGGAAGGGGUUCCCAGCGUAGAAUGUAAUUAAUUAAUUAAUUAUUAGACCUAAUGUUUAGAAAAGCCCUUUUCCCAUCCCGAAUCCAGGGAGCGCACUGCCGCGGUAGCAUAAUAUUUAUCCUUAUGUUAACUAUUUAUUACUGAAAUCAGAGUUACUGCAGUACAGCUACUGGGGAUUAUUACAAUAAUAUGAUAGCGUUGUCUAAAGCUCUGCUGGAAAUCUCCCGUUACAGUCUUGUGCUACCUUCUGUAUCAGUUGAGGUCAGCAUAUGGUAAUAAUAAUAAUAAUAAUUCAUAAGUUAAUCAUAAUAUUAUUAUAGACAUAAUAUUAUCAAUAACAAUAAAUUAUAACUGUGUGUUUCACUGUAA
Messenger RNA from Athalia rosae (coleseed sawfly), 3494 nucleotides. It is a transcript of the gene Cka, whose product is annotated as striatin-4. Lineage: Eukaryota; Metazoa; Arthropoda; Insecta; Hymenoptera; Athaliidae. The coding region runs from base 234 to 2396 and encodes 720 amino acids. Gene Ontology annotation, molecular function: protein binding. The transcript has 11 exons. The record is from RefSeq and is a predicted model, not a curated record.